This is a messenger RNA of Pipistrellus nathusii (Nathusius's pipistrelle), 600 nucleotides long. Lineage: Eukaryota; Metazoa; Chordata; Mammalia; Chiroptera; Vespertilionidae. The record is from the annotation of a GenBank genome assembly.
AUGAAUCCCCGGAAGAAGGUGGAUUUGAAGCUCAUCAUCGUCGGAGCCCUGGGUGUAGGAAAGACCUCCCUCCUCCACCAAUAUGUGCACAAGACCUUUUUUGAGGAUUAUCAGACCACGCUCGGGGCCAGUAUCCUCUCCAAGAUUAUCAUCCUGAAUAACACAACUUUGAAGCUACAGAUCUGGGACACAGGUGGACAGGAGCGAUUCCGCUCCAUGGUGUCCACAUUCUACAAAGGCUCCGAUGGCUGCAUCCUGGCUUUUGAUGUCACUGACCUGGAGUCCUUUGAAGCUCUGAAUACCUGGCGGGGUGAUGUCUUGGCCAAAAUCAUUCCAACGGAGCAGUCCUACCCCAUGGUGGCACUGGGGAACAAGAUUGAUCUGGCAGACCGGCAGGUGCCACAGGAGGUAGCCCAGGACUGGUGUAAAGAGAAGAAUAUUCCCUACUUUGAAGUCAGCGCCAAGAAUGACAUCAACGUGGUACAAGCCUUCGAGAUGCUGGCCAGCCGAGCCCUGUCCAGGUAUCGGAACACAGAGAAUUACCUCACAGACUCCAUCAAGCUCUCGCCCGAGGACCAGACCAGGAGAAGAUGCUGCUGA